This is a messenger RNA of Protopterus annectens (West African lungfish), 2131 nucleotides long. It is a transcript of the gene LATS1, whose product is annotated as large tumor suppressor kinase 1. The transcript is spliced from 4 exons. Gene Ontology annotation, molecular function: protein serine/threonine kinase activity; ATP binding. Bases 25 to 1374 code for a protein of 449 amino acids. The record is from RefSeq and is a predicted model, not a curated record. Gene Ontology annotation, biological process: peptidyl-serine phosphorylation; regulation of organ growth; G1/S transition of mitotic cell cycle. Lineage: Eukaryota; Metazoa; Chordata; Ceratodontiformes; Protopteridae.
CUAUCAAAAGAAGCUCAAGAUCAGAUGAGAAAGAUGCUGUGCCAGAAGGAAUCCAAUUACAUCCGUCUCAGAAGAGCAAAAAUGGACAAAUCCAUGUUCGUAAAAAUAAAAACAUUGGGAAUUGGUGCAUUUGGAGAAGUUUGCCUAGCAAGAAAAGUGGAUACCAAUGCCCUGUACGCAAUGAAAACCCUGAGGAAAAAAGAUGUGUUGUUACGAAACCAGGUAGCUCAUGUAAAAGCUGAGCGGGAUAUCCUUGCAGAAGCAGAUAAUGAGUGGGUAGUUAGAUUGUAUUACUCUUUUCAGGACAAAGACAACUUGUACUUUGUGAUGGACUAUAUUCCAGGAGGUGAUAUGAUGAGCUUACUCAUCAGAAUGGGUGUGUUCCAAGAAGACCUGGCUCAGUUUUACAUUGGAGAGCUAACUUGUGCAGUAGAAAGUGUUCACAAAAUGGGCUUCAUCCACAGAGAUAUUAAACCAGAUAACAUCUUAAUUGAUCGUGAUGGUCACAUCAAACUGACUGACUUUGGACUCUGCACUGGCUUUCGGUGGACUCAUGAUUCCAAAUACUACCAGAGUGGUGAUCAUGUACGCCAGGACAGCAUGGAUUUUAGUAAUGAAUGGGGUGACCCAGCAAACUGCAGAUGUGGUGACCGGCUAAAGCCACUGGAGAGAAGAGCAGCCCGCCAGCACCAGCGGUGUUUGGCACAUUCUUUAGUUGGGACACCUAAUUAUAUUGCACCAGAAGUAUUGUUGCGUACAGGAUAUACACAGUUGUGUGACUGGUGGAGUGUUGGUGUAAUUCUUUAUGAAAUGCUGGUUGGGCAACCUCCUUUUCUGGCGCAAACACCACUGGAAACCCAAAUUAAGGUUAUUAACUGGCAAACAACUCUUCAUAUUCAUCCUCAAGCAAAGCUAAGUUCAGAAGCUUCUGACCUCAUCAUUAAGUUGUGCCGUGGACCAGAAGAUCGUUUGGGCAAAAAUGGCACUGAUGAAAUAAAAGCACAUCCAUUUUUCAAAAGUAUAGAUUUUACUAGUGACUUGCGUCAGCAGCCAGCUUUGUAUAUACCUAAAAUUACCCAUCCCACCGACACCUCAAACUUUGACCCUGUUGAUCCAGACAAGUUGUGGAGCAGUGAAAAUCAGGAGGACAAUGUCAAUGACACAUUAAAUGGCUGGUAUAAGAAUGGAAAACAUCCAGAGCAUGCAUUUUAUGAGUUCACAUUCCGUAGGUUUUUUGAUGACAAUGGCUAUCCUUACAGUUACCCCAAACCUAUUGAAUAUGAAUACAGUGAUCCCAAAGACUUGGUAACAAAAUCAGAUGAUGCAGAAAAACAGAGCGGAGGAAGCCAGAGUCGUGAUUUGGUUUAUGUUUAAAUAUUUUGGACAGUCUCUUGGCCUUUCUUUGUGUUUUGUAGUAGGUUGCCCUGCAUUUGGGUCUAUGGGGAAAAUCAUGGUUGUUCUUAUGACAGACACUUUCAUAGAAUAUUUUCUUUGAUAAUGUAAAAAAAAAAUCUAUUAGCUUUUUUCCCCUAUUCUGAACCACUGAUUGCCCAUUUUGAAUAUUAAUUUAUUCGACCAUUGCAAACCACUGUGGUAUGAAAGUGGACAUUGUAAAUCUAAAAGGUGUAAUGUUUUUAAGUUAUUAGCUUUUAUCUUUUGAAUUCUUUGUACCUGAGGUACGCUUUUGUGGGAUAACAUAGAUACUUUAAAAAGCAGCACUAAGUAACCUUCCAUCAUGUAUAUAUACACUAAGCAUCUCAGUGAAACACCCCUUUCUUAGAGUGCCUUUAAGUUAAAGGACACUACUACUACUUUGCUUUGACCAAAAAUGAAACGGAUCAACUUGGCAUGUUUAAAAUAAGUUUCUUCAUUUAAGAAUAGUUACUAGUAUUCAUGUAUUUUCCUAAUUUAUACAUAUAAAUGUAUUUAUAAAUUAUGUGUUUAUGUAUAAACGUUUAAAAUUUUUUUGUAAAUAUAUUUUUCAUGUUUGAUUUAUAAUGACCUUCUAGCUUAGGGCAGGCCCUUUCACUUUACCUUCUAUAUUUUCUUAUGUACUUUUUAUAGAAAUUGUUUAGAUUGUACAGGACUCAAAAUCAAAUUGUUGUGGGCUUUUAUUAAAGCAUAAACUGUU